Messenger RNA from Cordyceps fumosorosea ARSEF 2679, 1401 nucleotides. RefSeq names its product 37S ribosomal protein MRP4. Gene Ontology annotation, biological process: translation. Gene Ontology annotation, cellular component: mitochondrial small ribosomal subunit; ribosome. The transcript is spliced from 3 exons. Gene Ontology annotation, molecular function: structural constituent of ribosome. Bases 1 to 1401 code for a protein of 466 amino acids. NCBI's taxonomy places the organism in Eukaryota, Fungi, Ascomycota, Sordariomycetes, Hypocreales, Cordycipitaceae. The record is from RefSeq and is a predicted model, not a curated record.
AUGGUAAUACGCAGCGCUGCAGUGCGGCAUGGCCGCCGCCAAUUGGCCGCCCCUGUUACCCGCUCCGUCCUCAUGCGCCAUCUCACGACAACUCCGACCGAGACGACAACGACGACACACGCAUGGCCCUCUGCCCAGCCGGAGCAGUCCUCGCCCCCGAAGCUCUUCUCGGCGUCCAAGAAGAAGCAGCGGCGCGACAACGCCUCCAUCAGCCUGACUACUAACACGGGCCACGAGCACCGCGUUGCGGCGUGGACGCGGGCGCACGCGGUCGGCGGCGGCCGCGAGCUCACCCCCAAGGAGCAGUACGCCGAGUUUGAGCGGGUGCAGCGGUCGACGCGGUCGACGGGCACGCGGCUCGAGCGCCGCUACGUGCCCGCGGAGCUGAUCGCGAACCCGCCGGCGCCCGAGGACGUCUCGCUCGAGCUGCUCAUGGCCUCGCAGACGCACAUGGGUCACAACACGUCGCUCUGGAACCCGGCUAACGCCCGCUACAUCUAUGGCGCGCGCCAGGGCAUCCACAUCAUCUCGCUCGAGGCCACGGCCGCGCACUUGCGCCGCGCGGCUCGCGUCGUCGAGGACGUGGCGUACCGCGGCGGUCUGGUCCUCUUCGUCGGCAACCGGCCGGGCCAGAUGGAGAUUGUGACGCGCGCGGCCGAGCUGGCCGGCGCGUGCCACCUGUACACGAAGUGGAUUCCGGGCAGCAUCACGAACCGCGACGUGAUCCUCAAGAACAAGGGAGUCAAGGUCGUCGACGGCAAGGACGGGGAGCUGGAGGGGUUCGACAUCUACAAGAACAGCGCGCGCCCUCUGGUGCCAGACCUGGUCGUCUGCUUGAACCCCAUGGAAAAUUAUACGCUGCUGUACGAAUGCGGCCUGGCCAACGUGCCUACCAUUGGCGUCAUUGAUACCAAUGCGAACCCGACAUGGGUAUCAUAUACGAUCCCCGCCAACGACGACAGUCUACGCUCUACUGCCGUCAUCGGUGGCGUCCUGGGCCGCGCCGGCCAGCGUGGCCAGCAGCGUCGUCUCGCCGAGGCCAAGAACGGCAACGUGACGUGGCAGACGCCGCCGUCACUGGCGAGCCAGAUCCGCAAGGACAUCAAGGCGGCCGUGCAGCAGCGCAAGGAGGUCAUGGGCCGCAUGCAGGCCAACCUGGUGGGCUUCACCGAGGAGGAGCUGGAGAUACUGAAGACCGAGCACGACGGCGCCGCCAGGUCGGUCAGCGAGGCGGACAUGGUCAACAUGAUGGCAGAGGCGUCCUUGCAAGAGUCUGCCGUGGAGAUUGAGGCGUCUGCUGCGGACCUGGCGGCCAAGGCCGGCGAGAUCGCGGCCGGUUUGGACGCAGUCAAGGGCCACGCCGCGGCGCUUGAGGCGGAGAUUGCAGAGAUUCGCAAGUAG